AUGGAAUGGAGUUGUCUCCAAUUUCUGUUGAAAUUCAGGGCAUUGUUUUUGUGCCCUGAGAAUUGGGACUUUGUGGAAAGGAUUUUGGUUAUUCCGGUUGUGACUUGUGAAAGGGAGGCCAACAAGGUCAAAGUCAUGGGACUUGUAGGUGCUUGGUUCAUCACGGGCAUAACUGAAAGGUAUUCAAAUUCUGAACGAUAUCAUCAUCGAGCGCUUUGUCGAGUUUUGCUUGCAUGCAAGAAAGAAAUGGAUCCCGGUCGCUAUGGUCUUCAGCAAGGAUGGGAUAAUAACAGCGCUCUGGAGGGGUAUGCUGCAGUCCAUGAGCCAAACUUUCGGGUCGGUGGUUCAUACGAUGAAAGGAGGUUUAUAGAUGAAAGAUACUCAAGGGACGACGUCUAUCCAAGAAAUGCUUUUCACCGCGAUGUUUUGGAUAGGGAUAACUAUCCGCCACCACCUCAUGCUGUUGGUGUAUGGCCACAUUCAAGAAGAAGAAGUUAUGAAGAAGAAAUUCCCGUUGAUAGGGAUAGGAGACAUGAGAAACAAUACAUUGAUUCAUAUCAUGAGAUGGAUAACUUUCAUGAUCAUGAGAUUGAUACAUUUCAGGAAUUUGAUAAAUUUCGAGAUAGCUAUCGCGGUAUUGAUAGCUAUCGUGAUCCUGGAUUUGACAGGAUUGCAAGGCUUGGUGGACGUGAUCGUGAUGAUUAUGCAUAUGAUGAUUUUGACUAUAGGUCCCGUUCUACCCAUCAAAACAGAGAGGAGAGUCGUGAAAGGGAUUAUGACUAUGGCCGACACAGUUAUGAUUCUGAUUAUGACAGAGGUAGUAGGAGAGAUAGCAAUUGGAGGCGUCGUGGAUCCCGUGAAUCUCGUGACCGAGAGCGCGAGAAGAAAUGUUUGAGUAGGGAAAGAGAACAGAGUCCACAUAGAAGGCAUGAGCGUUCUCGCUCCCGGUCCAUUUCUCACGGGCAUGAUGAUCGUCCUAGAUCAAGGUCCCCUAGAGGUCGAAGCCAUGGACGAAGUCAUCGAGAGGACAGCUAUGAUGAUGGACGGCAUGAGAGAACUGAUAGGCGAAGGGACCGUGAUGAGAAACGCCAGAGAGAGCAUUAUUCUGUGGCCCCAUCUGCAACUAUUGUUGUGAAGGGUCUUUCACAGAAGACGACUGAGGAAGAUCUAUACCAGAUCCUUACUGAAUGGGGACCCCUUAGACAUGUCCGUGUGAUCAAAGAACGUAAUUCUGGCAUCUCUCGUGGAUUUGCUUUUAUUGAUUUUCCUUCUGUGGGAGCAGCAUGUGCUAUGAUGGACAAGAUUGGGGAUGAUGGACUUGUGGUGGAUGGCCGAAAGCUUUUUUUUGAGUACAGUAGUAAGCCGACUGGGGGUGCAGGUGGAUCUUUUGGUCAGGAGAAUGCUGUGAAAUCAGGCCAUAAUAACCGUAAAAGCAUCACAGUGCCCUCUGAUUGGAUGUGCAUUAGUUGUGAAUAUGUUAAUUUUGCAAGGCGGACAUCCUGCUUUCAGUGCAAUAAGGCACGAACUGAGGAUGCUCCGGCAGCAGAUAUUUCUUUAUCCAAUCAAAUGACUUCAGCAAAGAAAGGAUCUGAAGCUGGUCCUACUCAUGUUUUGGUUGUUCGCGGACUGGAUGAAAAUGCUGAUGAGGAAAUGCUGCGCUAUGAAUUUUCCAAACAUGCCGCAAUUAAGGAUCUUCGUCUUGUUAGAGACAAAUUUACUCAUGUUUCAAGGGGAUUUGCAUUUGUACAUUUCCAUUCGGUGGGAGAUGCUACAAAAGCUCUUGAAGCAACAAAUGGAACAACACUUGAGAGGAAUGGGCAAAUUUUGAGAGUAGCAUAUGCAAAGAGCAUUCUUGGUCCAGGAUCUUCACAGUCAAGCAGCUUGGCAGCUGCGGCAAUUGAGGCAGCCACCUUUGCGCAACAGUAUGAUUCUGUUGGUUGGGCACCAAAGGAAUAUAAUCCAGAUGACAAUCAAUCCACUGGAGGGGAGCAAAAUGGCGGGGAGAUGGCAGUACAACAAGAUGGUUUGGCUCCACAAUCUGGUUUUGUGUGGGAUGAGGCAUCUGGUUAUUACUAUGAUGCUGCUUCUGGGUUCUACUAUGAUCCAAAUACAGGUCUUUACUAUGAUGGGAACAACGGGAUUUGGUAUUCAUAUGACCAGCAAACUCUGCAAUACAUCCCUUGCACUGAUCAGAAUGAUAACAAAACAUCUGUUAAUCAAUCUGAGCUUUCCAAGGCAUCGGAUGCUUCAAGUAAUAAAAAAGUAGUAAUCUCUGCACCAGCUACAACCUCAACACCAUUUGAGAAAGCUGCAUCAUUACCAGAUGCCAUCCAGGCAGCUGCAGAGAAAAAAGAGAAGGAAAAGGCAAAAGAGAUCAAAUUGGCUUCAAAGAGCAGUAUUUUGGCUAACAAGAAGAAAAUGAGUAAUGUGUUGACGAUGUGGAAGCAGAGGAGUCACGAAGGGCAAGCAACCCGUGUAGCUCUGGAUGAGAAUCAGCCAAGCGUAUCAGCUGAUGAUAGGCCAGUUUCUUCUGUGCAGUCUACAAAGAGUAAGUUUAAAAUUGACGUGACAACCACAAAGGAGAAUACUACACCCAGUUUGAGGGUUAGUACAACUGUUUCUGCUGCAGAGACUGCUGGUUUGGAGUCUCCAGUCAUGCCAAGGCCUGUGAGCAACAGCAUAGGGGGCACACUGAUGGGAGUCAUAAGGGGCUCUGGAAGAGGUGUGGUGAAAUCAGAUACCUCGUUUUCAGGAUCAUCUGGCGGAGUUUCCAUUCCUUCAACUUCUGCUGCAUGCAUGGUAUCUGCAUCAACAAAUGCAGAUACCCCCACGGUUUUGACUCCCUUCAGAACAGAUGCAUCUGCAUUGGGUUCUUAUACACCACCUGUGGCUGCUGGGAGUGGAAAGAGAAGAUUUUCUGAACUGCCAGUAGCUUCUGCUUCUGCUCCUAAAGAGCCUCAUACUGCAUAUAGGGAUCGUGCAGCCGAGAGAAGGAGCUUGUAUGGUUCUUCAUUGUCGUUUGGAGAUGAUUCGUCGGAUCUUGGUUUUGGGGAGUCAAAUCGAGAUUCUGCAUCAAGGAAGGGUUCUUUUGAUUCAAUGCCCUUUCCCCCCGGUGUCGGUGGAGGACGUGCGGUUGGAGAUGCCAACAUUGACAGUUACGAGGUGAUUACAGCUGAAAAAGCAAUUGAUGAGAGCAAUGUGGGCAACAAGAUGCUUCGCAACAUGGGCUGGCACGAAGGCUUGGGGUUGGGAAGAGAUGGAAGUGGAAUGGUAGAACCAGUGCAGGCUCAGUCGGUGGAAAGGAGAGCAGGACUUGGGAGUCAACAGAAGAAGUUAGAUCCUACUCUGGAGGUGCAGGCUGGAGAUAGUUACAAAACACUCAUUCACAAGAAGGCACUGGCCAGGUUCCGGGAGAUGUCGUAA
Molecule: messenger RNA, 3423 nt
Organism: Prunus armeniaca (apricot)
Lineage: Eukaryota; Viridiplantae; Streptophyta; Magnoliopsida; Rosales; Rosaceae
Source: the annotation of a GenBank genome assembly